UUUUCUAAGGUGAGGGUGGAGUGUUAAAGAUACAAUUGUGUAUAAGGUACAAUUAGAAAUUAUUGUACUAAAAUGUAUUGAAUAAAUUGCAAAAUAAUCAAGAAUUAUUUUGCUUUAUCAUAAAGAACUCAAGGUUUUAGCAUACUUGUCUCUAAAAACGUAACCUCUACAGAGGUUUAUAUUUAAGUUGUAAUGGCUACUGAUAAAGUAACUUUGGGUGAUGCCUUAUCCAAUGUUGAUGUACUUGAUGAAUUUACAUUACCUGAUGAACAACCUUGUAUUGAAGCACAACCAUGUUCUGUGGUAUAUCAAGCCAAUUUUGAUACUAACUUUGAAGAUAGAAAUGGCUUUGUUACUGGGAUUGCUAAGUACAUUGAAGAAGCUACUGUUCAUGCAAGUUUGAAUGAAUUAUUAGAAGAAGGUUUGAAGCAUGCUGUAAUGUUAUAUACUUGGAGAUGUUGUUCUCGUGCAAUACCUCAGCCAAAAUCAAAUGAACAGCCCAACAGAGUAGAAAUUUAUGAGAAAACAGUAGAAGUAUUAGCGCCAGAAGUAAAUAAAUUAUUAAAUUUUAUGUAUUUUCAAAGAAAGGCAAUUGAAAGAUUUUCUGGAGAAGUGAAACGUUUGUGUCAUCAUGAAAAAAGAAAAGAUUUUGUUUCUGAAGCAUAUUUACUUACUUUAGGAAAAUUUAUCAAUAUGUUUGCAGUUUUGGAUGAACUUAAAAAUAUGAAAUCUAGUGUAAAAAAUGAUUAUUCCACUUACCGAAGAGCUGCUCAGUUCCUUAAAGUGAUGUCUGAUUCUCAAACAUUACAAGAAUCUCAAAAUUUAUCAAUGUUUUUAGCUACACAAAAUAAAAUUCGUGAUACAGUAAAAGAAAAUUUAGAAAAAAUUCCAGGAUAUGAAGAAUUACUUGCAGAUGUUGUUAAUAUAUGUGUUCAUAUGUUUGAAACUAAAAUGUAUUUGACUCCAAAUGAAAAACAUAUGUUGGUAAAAGUGAUGGGAUUUGGUUUAUUUUUAAUGGAUAGUGAGCUUUGUAAUAUCAAUAAGUUAGAUCAGAAAAAGAAAUUAAAAUUAGACAGAAUUGAUAGAAUUUUUAAAAAUUUGGAAGUAGUACCAUUGUUUGGUGAUAUGCAAAUUGCGCCUUUUAAUUAUAUUAAACGAUCUAAACAUUUUGAUGCUUCAAAAUGGCCAUUGUCUUCUUCAUCAAAUAGUAUGAGUCCACAAGCAGAUCUUAUGGUACAUCUUCCACAGAUUAGAGAAGAUCAUGUUAAAUAUAUUAGCGAAUUAGCAAGAUACAGUAAUGAAGUAACUACGACAUACAAGGAAUGUGCCAGUGAUGCGGAAAAUCGAGAAACUGCAGAAUUAGCGUUACGUGGAUUACAAUUACUUUCUCAGUGGACAAGUGUAGUAACAGAACUUUAUAGUUGGAAACUUCUACAUCCUACUGAUCAUCAUAUGAAUAAAGAAUGUCCCCAGGAAGCUGAAGAAUAUGAAAGAGCUACGCGUUAUAAUUAUACAGAUGAAGAAAAAUUUGCUCUGAUAGAAGUAAUUGCAAUGAUUAAAGGAUUACAAGUAUUAAUGGCUCGUAUGGAAACAGUUUUUAUUGACGCAAUACGUAGAAACAUAUAUGCGGAAUUACAAGAUUUUGUUCAACUUACAUUGCGAGAACCAUUACGUAAAGCAAUUAAAAAUAAAAAGGAUCUUAUUAGGAGUAUCAUUGUAUCAGUACGAGAAACUUGUGCUGAUUGGCAUUUUGGAGUAGAACCAUUAGGAGAUCCUGCAUUAAAAGGAAAGAAGGAUCCUGAUAAUGGAUUUGGUAUUAAAGUACCACGCCGAAAUGUUGGACCCUCUUCAACACAGCUCUAUAUGGUCCGUACUAUGUUAGAAUCAUUAAUUGCGGAUAAAAGUGGUGGAAAACGUACUUUGAGGAAGGACAUUGAUGGCCAAUACCUUGUGCAAAUCGAUCAAUUUCAUAAAACUAGUUUUUAUUGGAGUUACCUCUUAAAUUUUAGUGAAUCAUUACAAGAUUGUUGUGACUUAUCUCAAUUGUGGUACAGAGAAUUUUAUCUAGAAAUGACUAUGGGUCGGAAGAUACAAAAAUGCCAAGUUCGUCACCAGCAUAAUGAAGAGUGUAGCGAUUUGAUUACAAUGGAGAAACGUAUUCAAUUUCCAAUUGAAAUGUCCAUGCCAUGGAUUUUGACUGAUCAUAUAUUACGAAGCAAGGAACCAUCAAUGAUGGAGUACGUUUUAUAUCCACUCGACUUAUACAAUGAUAGUGCAUUAUAUGCUUUGACAAUAUUUCGUAAACAGUUUCUUUAUGAUGAAGUAGAAGCUGAAGUAAAUUUAUGUUUUGAUCAAUUUGUUUACAAGCUUAGUGAACAAAUUUUUGCUCACUAUAAACAACUUGCUGCAAGUAUAUUGUUAGAUAAAAGAUUUCGAGUAGAAUGUGUUGCAUUAGGAGCAUAUUUGCUUCCAUAUCCUCGUGCUAACAGAUACGAAACUUUAUUAAAACAAAGGCAUGUUCAGUUACUUGGGAGAAGUAUUGAUUUGAACAAAUUGAUUACGCAACGCAUUAAUGCAGAUAUGCAAAAGUCAUUAGAUUUAGCAAUUAGUAAAUUUGAAUCUGGUGAUAUAACGGGAGUUGUGGAAUUGGAAGGACUUUUACAAGUGAAUCGUCUUACUCAUAAACUUUUAAGUAAAUGGCUUGCAUUAGAUGAAUAUGAUGCUAUGUUUCGUGAAGCAAAUCAUAAUGUUUUAGCCCCAUAUGGAAGAAUCACUCUUCAUGUAUUUUGGGAAUUGAAUUAUGAUUUUUUACCGAAUUAUUGUUAUAAUGCAGCAACGAAUAGGUUUGUAAAAUGUCGUGGACUUCAAUUUGUACAAGCAGUACAUAGAGAUAAACCUCCUCAAAUGUCUCAUCAUUAUCUUUGGGGAAGUAAACAAUUAAAUUUAGCAUAUAGUACACAAUAUGGGCAAUAUUCGGGAUUUGUUGGACCACAACAUUUCCGUACAAUGUGUAAACUUCUUGGAUAUCAAGGUAUUGCAGUAGUAAUGGAAGAACUUUUAAAAAUUGUGAAAUCUCUAAUUCAAGGAAGUUUACAUCAAUUUACUAAGACAUUAAUGGAGGCUAUGCCAAAAGUUUGUAAACUUCCAAGAUACGAUUAUGGAUCCCCAGGAGUUUUGGGAUAUUAUCAUGCUCAAUUAAAUGACAUUGUGCAAUAUCCAGAUGCUAAAACGGAACUUUUUCAUAAUUUUCGCGAGUUUGGUAACACAAUCUUAUUUUGUCUUUUAAUGGAACAAGCUUUAUCACAAGAAGAGGUUUGUGAUUUAUUACAUGCAGCCCCAUUUCAAAAUAUAUUACCAAGACCAUAUUGUAAAGAGGGUGAAAAACCAGAAACUAAGCAGAAACGACUUGAAGCCAAAUAUGCAGCUUUACAAAUCGUCCCAAAUGUAGAUAAUUUAGGUACAGCUAAACAAGCAAUGAUUGCCAGAGAAGGAGAUUUAUUAACCCGAGAACGGCUUUGUUGUGGUUUGUCUAUAUUUGAAGUAGUGCUCAGUAGACUACGUAGUUUCUUAGAUGAUCCUAUUUGGGUUGGUCCUCCUCCUGUAAAUGGAGUAAUGAAUGUUGAUGAAUGUACAGAAUUUCAUAGAUUAUGGAGUGCGUUACAAUUUGUAUAUUGCAUUCCUGUUGGGGAAACAGAAUUUACUGUUGAAGAACUAUUUGGUGAAGGUUUACACUGGGCUGGAUGUGCUAUGAUUGUAUUACUUGGUCAACAAAGGAGAUUCGAAGCUCUUGAUUUUUGCUAUCAUAUUUUGAGAGUACAACGUGUUGAUGGUAAAGAUGAAAACGUUAAAGGAAUCCACUUAAAAAGAAUGGUGGAUAGGAUUAGAAGAUUCCAAGUGCUAAAUUCACAAAUUUUUGCUGUAUUAAACAAAUAUUUGAAGAGUGGAGAUAGUGACGCAACAAGCGUUGAACACGUUCGAUGUUUUCCACCUCCAAUUCACCCCUCGCUUGCUCAUGUACAACAGCAACACUAUCAUACACCAGAAUAUUUACGUCAAAUGAAUCAUCAGUGAAAUAAUAUAAGUAUUAUAAGCAAGAAUAUUUAUAAUUUAGUAUAAUCAAGGCUGAAUCUCACUUUUUAAAUUAUUUGUAAUAUGAAUUUCGAGCAUUUAUCUAAACUUUCUUAAGGUAAUAUAUGUUGCGUUUCCAUUAGUGCAUAUAAUUUGUUUUAUUUUUCUGUAAAAAGAUAUAAAUUCUUAUAUAUAAUUUGUAAUAAUAUUAUAAUUAUGCAUAGUACGUUGUUAACCCCUUAAGGUCCAUCUUCGUAAUAUUACAUUUAAUAUAUUAUGCAAAGCGUUUUUUUUAACACAUUUUUCUAAAUUUCAGUGAAC
Bombus terrestris (buff-tailed bumblebee) is the source of this 4389-nucleotide messenger RNA. It is a transcript of the gene Sra-1, whose product is annotated as cytoplasmic FMR1-interacting protein. Gene Ontology annotation, cellular component: SCAR complex; synapse; neuron projection. Gene Ontology annotation, molecular function: RNA 7-methylguanosine cap binding; small GTPase binding. The coding region runs from base 193 to 4071 and encodes 1292 amino acids. The record is from RefSeq and is a predicted model, not a curated record. Lineage: Eukaryota; Metazoa; Arthropoda; Insecta; Hymenoptera; Apidae. The transcript is spliced from 19 exons. Gene Ontology annotation, biological process: regulation of translation; cell morphogenesis; regulation of actin filament polymerization.